Messenger RNA from Armigeres subalbatus, 1928 nucleotides. RefSeq names its product trans-1,2-dihydrobenzene-1,2-diol dehydrogenase-like. Lineage: Eukaryota; Metazoa; Arthropoda; Insecta; Diptera; Culicidae. The record is from RefSeq and is a predicted model, not a curated record. The transcript has 3 exons. Bases 199 to 1230 code for a protein of 343 amino acids. Gene Ontology annotation, molecular function: nucleotide binding.
AGUGAGCGCUGGCUGAUGGUUGGGCAAUAAAUAAAAUGCAUUCGCUUUCGCUUCAGACGAACCAGCAAUCGUUCGGAUAGUGUCGCGUACAUCAAUUGCGAUCUAGAUCCAAUCGAGGGCAGAAUUGUUGUGCGGUGUUGAUAAGUACUGAGAGUGAAAAUUAAAUUACGAUUUUUUUGAAAGUGAUUAUCAGUCAAAAUGCCUCCACUGCGUUGGGGAAUCGUUAGCGCUGGAACGAUUGCACAUGAUUUCGUGUGUGCUGUAUCAACAUUGCCGGAGUCCGAUCAUAAAGUGGUAGCCGUUGCAGCCAGAGGACUAGAGAAUGUUCAAAGGUUUGCCGAAUUGCACGGAAUAUCAGCGUUUCAUGUUGGUUUCGAAGCACUGGCCAAGGAUCCCAAAGUCGAUAUUGUCUAUAUUGGUGCUGUUAAUACAGUCCACUACGAGGUUGCUAUAAUGAUGCUCGACGCCGGUAAACAUGUCCUUUGUGAGAAGCCCCUUUGCGUAAAUGAAGGACAAGCGAAGGCUCUAUUGGACUACGCCCGUGAGAGAAAAUUGUUCUGCAUGGAAGGCAUGUGGUCUCGGUUCUUCCCGGCUUACAACCAUCUGCGUGAACGAAUUAAGAAGGCGGAUCUUGGUGACAUCAAGGAAGUGAAAAUGGAGUUGGGUUUUCCUAUAAGCAAGGUGGAGCGAAUUCGAAUGGGUCAUCUGGGUGGCGGUGCUGUGUUGGAUUUAGGCGUUUACAACAUCCAACUCGCUUUGUGGGUGUUCCAAGAGUUCCCAGAUGAGAUCGUGGCCGAAGGGGAGUUGAAUGAAGAAAAUGUCGAUAUCGAAAUGAACGUAAGACUUCGUUUUCCUUGUGGAGGAGUUGCCCAAAUGAGAACUAGUGGGGUCAAGCAGUUAUCCAAUCAAGCAGUCAUCACUGGAAAUGAAGGAAAGAUUAUGCUUUAUGACUUUUGGUGCCCUAUCGAGCUAACCGACGUCGAUGGAACAGUACGAUCCUACCCACUAGCAAGUUCGAAAAUUGAAUGCAUUCUCAAAAACACUGUUGGGUUACGUUACGAAGCAGAGGAGUGUAGAAAGCGCAUUAUGACUGGAGAACUUGAAUCGCAGAUUAUGACACACAAAGAUAGUCUAGAAGUGGCUCGAGUUUUGGAUAGCAUUCGCAAGCAAAUCGGGAUUGAAUACGCAGAAGAUUUUGUUUUCAAGUUGAAGCGAGACAGUUUAAAAUGAAAAGGGUUGUACAGAGUAUUAAUUUCCUAAGUAACACUGCACUGGAAGUAUAUUCAAACUAAAAGUCAAAUCGGAUUUGUUUUUGGUAUGUUUUCGAUACAUGUGUCAUGAGUUUUAGUGUUACCAAAAUCUACUAGAAUAUCUGUACCAGUUUUGGUCAUGUUGUUGAUUUGGCCAGUUUCUCGCAUAACUUAGAAAAUAAAGCAAUUUUCAAAGGGUUCCAUUAGCUAUAACAGAAGAUAUAUCCCUUAUCCUUCUUCGCUGUUGGAACUGAUGGAUAGCUUUUAUAAAAUAUGUAUGGGUUGGCCAAAUUAGACACUAAAAGUGGCCAAAACUGGUACACUUACCCUAGCGAAAUUCGCCAAAUGUUGAACUGCUAACAUUCUCGCCUAUUGCUGAUCGCAAAUGACGUUUAACAAUAUAGGUGAAAAUCAAGGCCAUUCAAUAUUUGGCUAUUCCCCUAAAUAAAAUGGAACAUAAUGCAGUUACUUGGGCAAAAGAGCGCGCGAGUUCGAAUCACCUUCUGAAAUUUUACAAAUACCUACCUCGAAUACUGUCUCCACAAUUUUCUGCAGCCAAAUUGAAACAAUCUAUGGCGAGGCUUGAAGGGUUCAUUUGGUGUCAUGGCCAUUUAAUGGUCCCUGUGUAUAUUGUUGUACCUGUUUAGAUAUGAAUAAAUAUAUUUGAAGAAAAAAACG